AUGUCCCGUCUGGUUGCCAGUGGUGUUGCCUGUGUCUGUGCGAGGGGACAUCGGGUAGAUCCAACAGUGCCGAAUCAAGACGAUUUGGUGCUGGCGAUGUGCUCGUGGGGCGAUCAAGGGAGUGUCGCGCUGUACGGCGUUUUCGAUGGCCAUGGACCCGCUGGACAUCGUUGUGCUGCGAUAGCUCGAGGCUUCCUGCCUGAGCGAAUCUUUGGAGACCCAGAGCUUCUCGUGAACCCACCAGAGGUUCUGAAAGCGGCUUUCUCCGAAGCUCAGCAGGAGAUGCUCAGGCAGGUGCCGGCAGAUGCGUACAGCAGUGGGACCACUGCCACCGUUGCGCUAGUGCUUCGGGGAGGCACGCAAAGUCAGGAUACAGAGUCUUCUAAGAUGACAGCUGGCACCACCGUGCACACUGCCCACGUGGGUGACUCUCGCGCGAUCCUGGCUCGGCUGUCCGACGCGGCAAAUGGCGGCAAGUGCUUCAUAGUCAAAGAACUCACGAAAGAUCACCGGCCGGACGAUGAAGGGGAGGCCCAGCGGAUCAAAGAUGCCGGAGGGCACAUCUGCAUGGGCGGUGGCAAGCGCGCCAGGGUCAUUUGCGAGUCUGUCCCCGGCCACCCCGGCUUUGCGCUCACUCGCUCGCUGGGUUUGGCUAUUGGCCGUGAUUGUGGCAUCAGCGCUGAGCCACAGGUGGUCUCUCAUCAGUUGCCGGCUGACGCGGAAGCGCUUCUUAUCUUAGGAACCGAUGGCCUGUUCGAGUUUUGCGGGAGUCUGCCUGGCUUGUUGCUCCAGAGUCAGUCUCCAGCAGCGAAACCUUGGGCCCCAGAUCAACUUCUUGAGUCUCCCUCCUGCUGUCCAGAUAUGGCAUAUGUCCGAAUUGGACUAGAGCCCCUCUAA
Molecule: messenger RNA, 897 nt
Organism: Symbiodinium pilosum
Lineage: Eukaryota; Dinophyceae; Suessiales; Symbiodiniaceae
Source: the annotation of a GenBank genome assembly